Colletotrichum truncatum is the source of this 1113-nucleotide messenger RNA. Its product is annotated as cytochrome b5-like heme steroid binding domain-containing protein. Gene Ontology annotation, molecular function: cytochrome-b5 reductase activity, acting on NAD(P)H; heme binding. Lineage: Eukaryota; Fungi; Ascomycota; Sordariomycetes; Glomerellales; Glomerellaceae. The record is from RefSeq and is a predicted model, not a curated record.
AUGGGCUACAUCGGCGUCUCCCUCAUCAUCGCAUCCUUCGUCUGGGUCCUCGUUGCCCCUCCGCCAUGGAUGCACCCCUUCAUGCCGCCCUUCCUCCUAUCCUGGAGACACGCAAAGCCCCCGCCCGCCCUGCCGCCGCCCCCGACCACCCGAUCAAAGUCUCCGCCGCGAGAUAAGGCGGACGGUAAUGCACCCGUGUCCUCGUCAAAGGACCAACGCGAUGCAGCAGCAGCAGCAGCAGCCCCGCCGUCCAUCAACUUCCCCGAGGAAGCCGACUCGUCGGUAUCGGCACCGGCAAAGGCAAAGGCCUCCCUCGACAGCCUCGCCAUGCCGCCUCCCCCAGUCAUCCGCCGCCCGAACCCUACCCCCGCGCCAACGAUAGCUGAGCCCGAGUCCGAGGAACAAACAACACCCAAAGCGAAGCCUUCCGCCCCGGCGCAGACAGUCCCCUCCUUCUCCCUCGACGCACCGUCAACGGGCCUCUCAACGGGCGCAAACUCCCUCCCGGGGCGAGGCAGCAUGCCUCCUCCUCCUCCGGCGCCGAGCGCCGCAAACAACACGAUGAUGCCUCCCCCGGCACCCCGCGGCCCAGUGCCCCCUCGCCUCGCCGCCUUCCCGGCCAUGAACUCCCCGCAGCGCGCGCGGCCAGUCCCCAACCGCGGCCCCGCCGCCUCGUCUUCCUCCUCGCUUGCGCCGCCUCCUACGCAAACCGUCAAACCCUCCAAGCCGACCCGCAAAGUCAUCCUGACGCCGGGACACUCUCCCCUCGACUGGGCGCGCAUAUCCGGCCCCAACGCCGACCUGCGCAACCUUCCCCCCUCGACGCCGUACCUGAAAGUCACGCCGUCGAUGCUGAAGAAGAUGACGGGUCGCAAGGGCAAGGACGCCUGGAUGGCGCUGGGGGGGAGGGUCUACAACAUCACGCCGUACCUCCCAUACCACCCUGCCGGCGAGCCCGAGCUGCUUCGCGGCGCCGGACGGGACGGCACAAAGCUGUUCGGAGAGGUGCACCCUUGGGUCAACUACGAGACGAUGCUUUCGGCGUGUUUGGUCGGGUUGUUGGUAGACGAGGAAGAGGGCUCGAAGCCGAGCGCAAUGGACGAGAUGGAUUAA